This is a messenger RNA of Penicillium angulare, 216 nucleotides long. RefSeq lists its product as uncharacterized. NCBI's taxonomy places the organism in Eukaryota, Fungi, Ascomycota, Eurotiomycetes, Eurotiales, Aspergillaceae. The transcript has a single exon. The record is from RefSeq and is a predicted model, not a curated record. The coding region runs from base 1 to 216 and encodes 71 amino acids.
AUGACAGCUAUCCCGAAAGACUUCAAGGAUUAUGACGCUCACCCAGACAACGCAGCUACCCUUGCGCCUGCAGGACUACAGAGAGGAUUGUUGACAAUUACAGAGCACAACGACGACCUCAAAGGCUCUCUUACCAAGAGCGACUGGUUUACGGCCUCGACCUUCAAGGGCAAACCACAAGGGAACGAGACCGGUCAAGACAACUCCGGCGAAUGA